Messenger RNA from Cladophialophora bantiana CBS 173.52, 678 nucleotides. RefSeq lists its product as uncharacterized. The transcript has a single exon. The record is from RefSeq and is a predicted model, not a curated record. NCBI's taxonomy places the organism in Eukaryota, Fungi, Ascomycota, Eurotiomycetes, Chaetothyriales, Herpotrichiellaceae. The coding region runs from base 1 to 678 and encodes 225 amino acids.
AUGCAUGACAAUAGGGAUAGAUUUACAGGUGCGACAGGUUCAAUAGGCUCAAUUCCCGGUUCAUGGGUGGAAUACUCUGCGAAAAACCAAAGAAGAGACAUGACAGAGCCGUACAACGAGGAUUCGCAUCGAACAGACACCUAUAAAGAGAGAGAUGAUUCGAUUCAGAAGUCUAUGAAGGCAAAACUCUCAAAAGCUGAUAGUUUCGAACAAAGCCAUGCCCUCAAAGAAGAAGAGGCCUUGGAAAGGCCCUUGAACCCGCAAGAAAUCGGCACCGGAAAGGGGAUUGGCGUUGGAGGGAUAGGUCCCAAUCAUUUGGAUGAGAUUCGCAUGCGUAUGAAGCAGAUGUACAAGGCUGUCAUUGAUCUGGCUGAACAAAACACAAUAUUGGCGUCGCAACUUAGGGAGGCAGAUCAACACAACAUAACAUGGCAGGCACAAACCCCAGAGGAAUCGGAUGGUAAAGGCUCCUGUGUCGGAAAGGAGACAGAGCCGAUUGCCGCUCUCGAGAUGUCGAGGAGAAAGGCUGAGGAUGAGGCACAGCGGUUGAAAGAUGCUAACGCAAAGCUUGAUGUAAAGCUCGCAGAGGUGGAGAGGAAAUGCGAGCUUGUCAUGCGGGUUCUGGUUGCUGUAGUUGCCGCCUUUCUUUUAGCCAUGGGAAUCAACCUUGGCACAUAG